Portunus trituberculatus (swimming crab) is the source of this 1900-nucleotide messenger RNA. Its product is annotated as probable E3 ubiquitin-protein ligase XBOS36. The coding region runs from base 884 to 1765 and encodes 293 amino acids. Gene Ontology annotation, molecular function: protein binding. The record is from RefSeq and is a predicted model, not a curated record. The transcript is spliced from 4 exons. Lineage: Eukaryota; Metazoa; Arthropoda; Malacostraca; Decapoda; Portunidae.
GAGAGAGAGAGAGAGAGAGAGAGAGAGCAGAGCACUAUUUAUUGCAAAAGUGGGCAAACUUCAGUGCUGAGCAAAAAACAAAACAAAACAAAAAUCACAAUCUUAUAGGACAGCAUAUUACAUUAACCCAAAUUUUAAAUAUUUAAGAUACAAAGUAAAAGGCUUUUAUAGAAAAAAGCCGGUCUCUCACGCAUGUGUACACCUGCGGGAAGAAAAGCUAAUGCUCACAACAUUAUUUGGCGUUGUUUAUUGACUUUCUCUUUCAAAUUUGCUAACAUUUGUCGGACCGUAUGAGAUCGUCUGGUGGGCCGCAGGAGGCUAGCAGGCCGUAGUUUGCUGACACAUUAUCAUUAUUAUCUUUACACAAUCUCAAUCUUAUCAACCAGCGUAUCUCUUCUUUUGACGUACUUGACUUGAGGGGACAGGAACCUUACAAGCAGGCUAUUUGUACUGUCUAUCCAGAUGUGGAACGCUUAUAAUGUUGAAAGACACGCUCAUGUUGUGUGUAAUAUGUAUAUGAUCUAAUAGAAUGGAGUGCAUCAGGAACAACCGUUUCCAACAGAGACAUCUUGUUUCCGAGUUUUUAGGGCCAGCAUCAUAGUCUUCCACUUGAUUCCAUUAUACCUUUUAACCUGACCCAUCUUGAAUUGUAUGGUGUUAUACGAUAAUUGUAUGGUGUUAAACAUGAAUUCUUUUAGCUCAUCAGACAUUAAAGAUGUUUCUCUGUCGCAUUCAGUGAAUAUAUGCCGGCAUAUCAAGUCUAUAUAGAAAACAGCUGCAUCAGUUCACUGUACCAGGAGUCAUGUAACUAGGAAAUGCAAAAGGGAACCUUGAGAAUUUGACUAUAAAAGUUAUGUCAGAGUAGCUGUUUCUUCCCAUCUCCAUGGCGUCCUGUCAAGCUGAAGAAGAUACAACAAAGGACCCGACCAAAGCAGUGAUCAGAGAUGAAGCAACAGAGGAACUGAUCACUGCCGUGGAAGAAGGAGAUGAGGCAGGGUUGAGGUCAGCCUUGGCGAGAGGUGCCUGCCCCAAGGUCACCUGGUCUACUGCUCAAGAGUCUUGGUGUCUUGUGAGUGUCGCUGCAGGCAGGGGCCAUGACCAUCUGCUACCUCACUUACUGCAGGCAGGGUUGAACAUAGAGGGUGGAGGCACCGAUGACAUGACGCCGCUGAUGCUGGCUGCCAGUAAUGGCUACCCUAAGGCAGUAAAAACACUGUUGACCUUCGGCGCAAACCCCCUGGCAACUAAUAGCGAUGGAGUGAGAGCUCUCCACCUUGCUGCAGCGGAGGGCCAUCAUGAAUGUGUGGCAGCCCUCAUAGAUGUCACCCCGCCCACUCCCACACACCCGGAGGGAAUAACUUCGGUGCACGUCGCCAGCUACAAUGGCCACGUGGAAGUUCUGGAACAGUUGACGGAUGCUGGCUGGUCCCUCACCGGCAAGGACAAUGAUGGCUGGACACCCCUGCAUUUUGCAGCGGUAGGGGGAUGCGUAGCAUCUGCCCAAUGGCUGGUGCAGAGAGGUGCUGACCCAGGCGUGCAAGACAGGAAUGGACACACCCCGUUGAACAUUGCCGAGCAAUACGGCUGCCACGAGGUGGAGACGUGGCUAGCCAAGAAUUUUGGCGGUACUGUGAAGAGCGAGGAUCGGCGUGUGGACCAAGUGGUAAGGUUGUGGUCACGUGUGUUGUUAAUUGGGUUUUCAGGUAUGUGGGGGGAAGGACAGGAGGGGAGUAUACAGAGGGGUGGGAUGAGAGGAAGGAGUUGAGAGUGUGGAUUAGAGAAGAGUAUGGUAAGAGAAAAGAGGGAACAAGGAAAUGUAAGGAGAGAGUUGGGAAGGAGGGGGAUGACUGGAGAGUAGGGGAGGUCAGCGUGUUGAAGGAACCAAGAGAGAGAGAGAGAG